Ornithodoros turicata is the source of this 793-nucleotide messenger RNA. Its product is annotated as photoreceptor-specific nuclear receptor-like. NCBI's taxonomy places the organism in Eukaryota, Metazoa, Arthropoda, Arachnida, Ixodida, Argasidae. Gene Ontology annotation, molecular function: transcription corepressor activity; transcription factor binding. Bases 1 to 570 code for a protein of 189 amino acids. The record is from RefSeq and is a predicted model, not a curated record. The transcript has 4 exons. Gene Ontology annotation, biological process: negative regulation of transcription by RNA polymerase II. Gene Ontology annotation, cellular component: nucleus; cytoplasm.
AUGGGAACUCAAGAGACAGCGGCCAAGCUACUCUUCUGCACAGUGCGCUGGAUUCGUGGUCUUCCUGCCUACGUUCAUCUCUGCUGCAGAGACCAGGUUCUUCUACUCGAGGCAUCCUGGAGUGACGUUUUUCUGCUUAGCGCUACGCAAUGGGGAUUUCCUCUUCUUGAAGGGGGGUGCAGUGACGACGCCGGGAACGUGGCUGUUCAUCACGCAACAUCGUUGCACGUCAUGCGAGAGACCAUGUCCCAUUUAGCAUCUCUCCAGACUGACCACACCGAAUUCUCAUGUCUCAAGGCAUUGGCACUCUUCAGACCGGAAACACCUGGACUACGCGAUGCGAGUCACGUUGAGAGAGUCCAGGAGCACACAUUGACCGCACUCAUGGAGCACGAAGAGCAGAAGCAGUCCAGCACUGCGGGUUCAGGAAUACGCGGCGCCCGCCUUCUGUUGUUACUGACUUCUUUAAGAAGCGUCGCCAGCCGCUUUAUCGAAGACGCCUUCUUCCGCUCUACCAUCGGACCCGUGCCUAUUGAGAGGAUCUUAUGCGACGUUCUGCAAACUUUAUAAAUUUCAAGGUUGCAAGCAUGGAUACGAAGGCCUGGUAGGGCCAGCGUGCAGUGCGGAGUGGUGCGAACGGUCGGAGAAAGAACUGGAAGGGACCUGCAAACUCCAGCUCUCGUCCAUGUGACAUCGCUGUUUCAUUAUUAUUAGAUAAUGCUGGCUCUCAUGAGGGGGGGUAUCGUUCAUGGAAAGAAAGGAAAACAAAACAAGAAAGAGAGGGCGGUCUGCC